AUGGCAGAAAUUAGCGUCCUAUUGACUUUGUCCCUAAUUCUAGGAUGCGGAUUAAUAGAUAAAGCCAACCCCAGCGGUGUUGCAAGUGAUAUGACACCAUACUUGUUUGACAAAGGCUUACUAGAUGUUGAAACUGACCACGAAGCCGAUAGGAUCGAAGGAUUGCUGUACCUUGUUAAUAUUUCAUGGAACUUAGUGAGUGGCAACCUUGACGAGCCGGAACACGACUAUGGUGUGGUGGGUGCCUAUUGGGCCCAUACUGCUCCAAUCGCCCUCCCGGAGAUUGCGGGAAAUCCGCCCGUUGAAGAUUCGAUGACUCCUCCACCAUGCAGCGACGCUCGAGCUAGGGGGCACAGUUGCGAGCCAAUAGCUCCAGCGCGUCCACCCCCAAGCGUGCAUCAAGCUGCCCUAAACACCAUUUUGCCCACUUUGUUGGACCAAUCCGACAUCCCCAAUACCAACCCAGCCGAGUUAGUUGAGGAGUGCCUUCUCUGCUUCGAAGUCUAUCGAUAUCUGAAUGGAGAGUAUCCGUCACACCAUCACAACUUCAGACGAAUCGAAGAUGUUUGCAAGCUUGCGCUGGCCGGGGGUGAAAUGUCGGCAAACGAGAUCGAGGGUCACAGAGGAUAUGGCCAACCUGCUAUGAAUGGACAAGGCCAGAUUCUGGCCUUGAAUUUCUCACCGCUGGCUGGCGUUGAUGAAAUGUCAGGGAUCAUCAUAGUCGAUGGCACCGUCGAAGAGCUUCGCCACCGAAUAUUCGCAGUUGAUGGGCCUCCAAAGCUUCCUGCUCCUGCUCAUAGUAAAGUCGAUUCUGCCAAGUUGAAUACGUUUGAUGCCAAUGAUCCGCAGGCCGAAUCGCAAAGGGGAACUGUGGGGGAGGUUGGGAAGAUGAAUAGUUCGUCGAAAAGGAAGAAACGGUAUCGACAGAGUGGGUUCGAGACGACUCCUAGUGCGCUUUCUGUUGUGACGUUUGGACAUGUCGCCGCGUUGCGCGAAGACAGGUGA
Lindgomyces ingoldianus is the source of this 1005-nucleotide messenger RNA. RefSeq lists its product as uncharacterized. The transcript is spliced from 13 exons. The coding region runs from base 1 to 1005 and encodes 334 amino acids. Lineage: Eukaryota; Fungi; Ascomycota; Dothideomycetes; Pleosporales; Lindgomycetaceae. The record is from RefSeq and is a predicted model, not a curated record.